Messenger RNA from Staurois parvus, 840 nucleotides. The record is from the annotation of a GenBank genome assembly. Lineage: Eukaryota; Metazoa; Chordata; Amphibia; Anura; Ranidae.
GAUACACAAGGUGCUUUUACUAUAAACCGAACAACAGGAAACAUUGAGACUGCAAAGGCUUUAGACAGAGAAUUUAAACAUCAAUAUGUGUUUAGGGCACUUGCAACUGACUGUAGCAUAUAUGGUCAAAAAAGUGCCACUGCCAAAGUUAUAGUACAUAUUGAUGAUGUCAAUGAUAAUGAGCCAAUAUUUGCAAUUAACCCAAUCCAGGUUCUUGUUUCUCCCCAAAUCUCUGUUAAUACAACCAUUGCUACUGUAUAUGCAAGUGACCCAGACCUCAACCUAAAUGGAACAGUGGUGUACAGUCUUGUGAAAACUGAUCCACACUUUUACAUUAAUAGAGAAACAGGAAAGAUUAAAGUCAAUAAGGUGCUCUCCUCCAUUACCUUCACAAAUACAGUUCUCACAGUGGAGGCUUCAGACCUUGGUACCCCAGCAAAAACAUCCACAGGUCUGGUUACAGUUACCCUAGAAGGACUGGAAAGAGAUGUUUACUUUCUCCAGAGUAUCUACGAGGCCAUAAUACAGGAAAACAGUGAGCCAGGCUCAUCAGUUGUUACCGUAGAAGCCAGACAUCAUAAUCCAAAUGGAGAUGCCAUAUUUUACAGCCUUAUCAGCGGUGACAAAGAAACCUUCAUGCUAAACUCUGAUACAGGAGAGCUCACGGUGAGGGAGUCUUUGCUACUUGAUGCAGAAGCCAACAAGAAAAUAAAUUUCGUCAUCGCUGCCAUGAGCAGUACUUCUGUGGCAUACUGUGGAGUUUCAGUAUUGAUCCAAGAUGAAAAUGAUAAUGUGCCAGUGUUUGAUCGAGACCAUCAUAUAACUUCUGUUUUGGAAGGU